Capsicum annuum is the source of this 1848-nucleotide messenger RNA. RefSeq lists its product as uncharacterized. The record is from RefSeq and is a predicted model, not a curated record. Lineage: Eukaryota; Viridiplantae; Streptophyta; Magnoliopsida; Solanales; Solanaceae. Gene Ontology annotation, molecular function: protein binding.
AUUGCUUGUGAGGCUUGCUAUUUGAUGUUUAGUGGUUCAAGUCCUCCAAUCUGUUAUGGGAUGGAAGCAGAUAUGGUGAUUCUUGACCAAGCAAUCAAGGAUUUCAGAGCACAAGAGAGUGAGACCCCCAAGAUCAUGCAUCAUUUCACAAGCACAUGGGUGAAGCGAACCGAUGACUUCAAGGAACCAUCUCUCUGUUUUCCCUUGCGAAACCUGCUUCUUUAUUUUCCAGGUGGCAUUUCUGUUGAUGAGAGUGCAAAUCGCCUUUUCCUUUCCGACUCCAAUCACCACAGAGUUAUUGUGCUAGAUGGAAAUGGAAUGAUCUUAGAUUCUAUUGGUUCUUCUCCUGGUCACGAUGAUGGAAAUUUUGAAUCAGCAAAGUUAAGACGUCCAGCAGCUUCUUUUUAUCAUGCAGCUGAGGACUGUCUAUAUCUUGUGGACUCAGAGAAUCAUGCUAUUAGGAGAGCUGAUCUAGGGAGGAGGGUUUUAACGACUUUGUAUCCAAGAAGCAAGACAAAUAAAAAUAGCAGUAUAUGGAGAUGGAGCUGGAUAUUGGGAAAGCUUUGGCGUAGAAAUGAUCUAGAUGCACAGUUUGAGGAAUUGAAUCCGGAUGCAUUGCUAUUUCCAUGGCACAUGCUGAAAUCUCCAAAUGGUGAUCUCCUCAUUUUUAACUACAGCUGUGAGAUGUUGUGGAUCAUGGAUUUAGCCUCAGGCUUGAUCAGAGAGGUUGUCAAAGGAUUUUCAAAUAUUUUGGAGAUCUGUGAGCCGUUGAUCCUGGAGAAGUCGAUGCUUUUGAAUCAAAUACCUAAUGAUUGGUUGCAGCAGCAAGCGGAUGCACAUAGCUCAUCAAAGAGAAUUCCGUAUGUUGAGCUUAUGUCUUCUGUGGAAACUUUUCUGGAUCAGAUACUCAUUUGUGAUCCAGUUGGUCAGACGGUAUUAAAAUACAAUAGAAACUCGGGUUCUAUAUCAAGCUUCCAGUUUUCUAAUUUGGGAAUCCUUGGGUUUCCUUACUGGUCUUCAUCUCCUCUGGAACGAGUAUGUGCUGCUGAUGCAGCAUUGGCGGCGAAUUCUAUUGAUCACCUAGAAUCUUUCAACUUGUUGCCAGGUAGAGUUGACAUACGACUGAAUGUGGAUAUUCCAGAAUAUGUUGAUCUAAUUGAACCAUUGGGUGAAAGUUGUAUAUGGCGGCAAACUAGAGGGGCAGCAACUGAAAUAUCUGAGGCAGACAGCACGACCACAUCUUCGGAAAAGGUUGGUGUUGCCCAGCAAUGGUAUGACGAAAUUGACCACCUUGCCUUUUCAACACCAGAAAUAGAAGCAACCUUAGAAGAGGGAACGAUGAGCCUUGGUGAAAAAAUUCCAGAAGGGAAAGUCGAGAUCAGUUGCUCCGUUAACUCCAGUCCUGGAACAAGUGAGGUUAUCAUUUGUGCUGCACUAUAUCUGAGACUGAAAAGGGAUUCAGAUGCCUCUACUGAGAGUAGACAGAGGAAAGCAGCUAGGAUAGCUGAUCUGUUGAACCCGGGGACAAGGAUAAGCAGAGAUGUAAUUGUUCAGUUCUUGCUGACAUCAAAAAGAGAUCUAGAAGGAAUCAUCAUAACAAGACCUGUACAUGUGAGACUCAAGUUUGAUUGUCCAAACCAUCCAAAAGCAGAUAAUUCCAAAGAUAUAAUUUUGACGGACACCUCUUUAAAUGUGAAUGUUGCUCUCACGUAAACCUUUAAUUGUGUAGUGUAUUACUCUUGAAAAUAUUCGUGGCUCAUUAUUUUCUUGUAUGAACAAGUGCCUUGCCUGUUUUAUUUUCUAGUGGCUUUUCUAUCUCUAUGUUAAUAAAUUGUUAUGUUUUUCUGA